Mucor mucedo is the source of this 660-nucleotide messenger RNA. RefSeq lists its product as uncharacterized. The record is from RefSeq and is a predicted model, not a curated record. The transcript is spliced from 2 exons. NCBI's taxonomy places the organism in Eukaryota, Fungi, Mucoromycota, Mucoromycetes, Mucorales, Mucoraceae. Bases 250 to 462 code for a protein of 70 amino acids.
UCGAUGUGUAAAUACGAUAAUUUAUUUAAAAAAAAAAAUGUAUCUCUAAUUAUCUGUGCUUGCAUGAACAGUUCAGGAUCAAAAGACCUCGACGCCUUGUUUUUAUAAUGAUUAGGCAUACACAUGUUGAUUGCGCUUGACCAAGUUAUAUUAUUCACUAUAAGAUGUAGUUUUGUGAAGCAGAAUCAAUGGGUCUCGCUACUGUUACUUUUAAAAUAACAAGGAGCACCGUGUCGACAGGAAGAUUUAAUGACUUUAUUAUUGGUAGUCAUAGGAGCGGCGUGUACGGGCAAAGUUUUAUUGAAAGCUGUACCACAAAGACUCCUGCUUUCCAACAUAUCCAUUGCUAUUUACAUUAGACGUAUACACUCGCGAUUAUUUUCAAUGUACUUUGAACACUUUCUUUUAAACAAGAACCUAAAAAGUAAAUGUCUUGCAAUGUCAAAGUCUAUAUCUUCGUGAAAUCUCUUUUGGCUACACCUAUUUUGACAAAGAAAAAAAAAAAAGAUAAUAGAAGAUAAGGCCCAGCUUCAUGAAUGUAUUUUACCAGUGUUUAUAUGUUAUUGUACAAAGUAAAUUCUAUAUGUUCAGUAUGUCUAUAAGUCAAGUUUCGAUAUAAAUUCAGAAGUACAGCGGCUCCACCCCCAAAGUUCGUUUUCC